AAAAAAGUGACAGUUCGCAGUCGAUUUUAAUGGGGAGAGGUAGCUCCGAAAAGUUUGACGUUUACUGAAUACGCGAUUUUACGAUGAAUUGAUUGCCCUUCGCCUGGAGUUCCGAGAAUAACAGUCGCUGUUUUUCUCUUGGAAAUAGCCUCGCGUUUUAGUAUUAAAAAUAAAACUAAAUAAACCACAACUGGAAUCAUGGAGGACGAUCUGCCAACCGAGUACGACGUGAUCGUCGUUGGAACAGGUAUGACCGAAUCGAUCGUCGCCGCAGCUGCGAGCAGAAUCGGCAAAAAGGUUCUCCACCUUGACAGUAACGAGUACUAUGGAGGUUUAUGGGCGACUUUCAACUUUGACGGUUUCCAAAAGUGGAUAGAAGACCUAAAAACAAAUAAAUCUGACAGCAGGGACAGCGAUCCUAAAGUAGAGUCCGGCGAAAGUUUUUUAAAGGCGAGUAAUCAAUAUUCAACUGUGGAAAAUAUUGAAGAGAACUGGUACAUUGUCGAUGAUGCGGAUCUCCCGGAAGUUUCUUCUAAAGACACGCAAACCGAAGGAGCCGGAGAUGCUCCUCCAGAAGGUGCCGAAAAAUCGGACGAGGACAAAGUCGAGAAGAAAGAGCUCGUGAAACACUGGAGCACAGAUCGAAUCAAAAAGGAAUACAGGAAAUUCAACAUCGAUCUGGCACCAAAGUUGCUUUACGCUCGUGGUGAGCUGGUGGAACUUUUAAUAUCGAGUAACAUCGCUCGAUAUGCGGAAUUCCGAGCAGUUUCUCGAGUUACGACUUUUAUGGAUGGGAAACUCGUUCAAGUUCCUUGCUCUCGUGCCGACGUUUUUGCAAAUAAAACUGUCAGCGUCAUUGAAAAGCGGAUGUUGAUGCAGUUACUCUCAUCCUGUAUGGACCAAGGAGCCGACAGUCCUGAAUUUGACGGACUUACAGAGUCCUUGAGGACAGGCAUUGGUCGAUGGUCCCAGUUCGAUAAUUGUCACGGCUUCUUGUCCGGGUUCUUCAGGCGGACAAUAAAGCAGAGUAAGAUUCUCCUUUUCCCCGAGCAUGAUCGAUCGGUCGGUGAUGAAAAUUCCACGAGAAAUUUGCUGAUCGCCGGUCGAGGCGACAAUUUCUGGUGGCAAGUGGCCCUGACCGACGACCAGGUGCUCGAGAGCGAGUCGCUGCUUCCCGUCAUGCUGCACAUGACUUGCAAACGGACGAAGACGGCGAAAGAAGACCUCGAAUUUGUCGUCAAGAAGUUCCUGAAAGUGGGGGCUUUGGAGCCCAAUAUUAGUCGCAGUCCCACGGAUUCGCACACCCAGACUGUUUCACCUGAUAAAAGACACCUAACGGAGGGAGAGCAGGCGGCCAAGGACAUUGAAGAUCUGAAACCUCACACUAUGUGGUCCCUCUAUUUAAAUCUGCCAGCUUCAGAUAUUAAAUUGAGCAACUCCGCUCCCAGCAACGUUCAUCUUUGUUCGGGUCCCGAUCUAGACCUCGAUUUCGACUUUGCUGUCAAUCAGGCAAAGGAGAUUUUCAAAUCGAUGUAUCCCGAUGAAGAUUUCCUCCCACGUGCACCCGAUCCAGAAGAAAUAGUCCUCGAAGGCGAGGAAGCACCGGGUCCAAAAUUCGAGGGCGACCAGACCGCAGGUGAAGGGGAUGAAAAACAGGACGUCGAGAAAGCGGAAAAAGAAGAAUAAUAUUGCUUGAACCCUGGAUUUAGAUCUUCUGGUUCAAAAAAGAAAGGAUCUAUCUUUUUCAAGGAGAAUGAUAGUCGCUAAAAAUCAUGUAAGCUCGAGUUUGUUUUAUUUCUCGUUCGACCAAGCAUUUCUCGGUUGUAUCAAGCAUUUCUCGGAGAAUGUUCCGAAUUUUAAGCUUCUCGACUUACUAGCGCAACGAUACGCCUCGUACAAUUAAUCUCAAACUACUCUACUAUCUACUAUUAUUGUCAUUAUCUUCUCACCGCCGCUGAGCGAUCAGUGGCCCAAGUGGAACAAAUAUUUCUCAACUGAAAAGUUAUGUAUCUGUGAUUGCGAAUUUCGAAACCGGAAACUGGUUGCUAGUUUCUUUUUCAGUGAGUUAUUCUAUCCCGAAGACUCGGAACACGACUCGUAUGCGCCUGUUGGGUAUUACAAGCUACAAUAGCGCCUCCGAUUUCGAACUAUAGGGAAGAAAUUUUAAUUGCAAUUCAAUAUUAACCAGAAAUCUUAUAGUAAAUGAAUCAUGUUACAACAUUUUUCAGUAAAAUGAAUUGGUAUUCAUUGCUUUUUUUUAUUAAGAUUAUUGAAGUUGCUUCGGGGUACCCAAUAGUUCGCUUCUCAGAUGGCGCUGUUGUCAAGGUCAAAGUGGUACCAAGCAGGCGUAUAGAAUUUAAUUGCUUUAUUAUUAUUAUUAUUAUUAUUAUUAUUAUUAUUAUUACUGUCAAUUGCACUCGUAUUUGGUUCCUACUUUUUUAUAUUGCAAGCACAAAUGCUUUGAGACUUUGACUAUCACUUUAAGUUAUGUAAGUUAGGGAUUUUUCAUUUUUUAAUCCGAAUUUUGAUUGUGGAGAGGCUACAUUUUGAUGUGAAAGAGCGCUUUCGUAUAGAUUAUGUUGAAACAUAUCUGGCGCGAAUUUUUGUUGCUUUGUUUUUUUUUUUUAAUGGUGAAGUGUUAUUUCGACGUUUCGCACGCUAGCAUGUUUAUAAAUAAAAUGAAAAAC
Molecule: messenger RNA, 2687 nt
Organism: Belonocnema kinseyi
Lineage: Eukaryota; Metazoa; Arthropoda; Insecta; Hymenoptera; Cynipidae
Gene: Rep
Product: rab proteins geranylgeranyltransferase component A 2
Exons: 9
Coding region: 199-1686 (495 amino acids)
Biological process (GO): vesicle-mediated transport; small GTPase-mediated signal transduction; protein geranylgeranylation
Cellular component (GO): Rab-protein geranylgeranyltransferase complex; cytoplasm; nucleus
Molecular function (GO): GDP-dissociation inhibitor activity
Source: RefSeq, a predicted model, not a curated record